CCAUCCAUCCAUCCAUCCAUCCAUCCAUCCAUCCAUCCAUUAUCCAUCCAUCCAUCCAUCCAUCCGUUAUCCAUCCAUCCAUCCAUCCAUCCAUCCAUCCAUCCGUCCAUCCAUCCAUCCACCAUUCAUCCAUCCAUCAUCCAUCAUCCAUCCAUCCAUCAUCCAUCCAUCAUCCAUCCAUCCCUCCAUCCAUCCCUCCAUCCAUCCAUCCAUCCAUCCAUCCAUCCAUCCAUCCAUCCAUCAUCCAUCAUCCAUCCAUCCAUCCAUCCAUCAUCCAUCCAUCCAUCCUCCAUCCAUCCAUCAUCCAUCAUCCAUCCAUCCAUCCAUUCAUCCAUCAUCCAUCCAUCCAUCCAUCCAUCAUCCAUCAUCCAUCCAUCCAUCCAUCCAUCCAUCCAUCCAUCCAUCAUCCAUCCUUUCAUCCAUCAUCCAUCCAUCCAUCCAUCCUUCCAUCCUCCAUCCAUCCAUCCAUCCAUCCAUCCAUCCAUCAUCCAUCCCUCCUUCAUCCAUCCAUCAUCCAUCCAUCCAUCCAUCCAUCCAUCCAUCCAUCCAUCCAUCCACCAUUCAUCAUCCAUCCAUCCAUCUAUCUAUCCCUCCCUUCAUCCAUCAUCCAUCAUCCAUCCAUCCAUCAUCCAUCCGUCAUCCAUCCAUCCCUCCCUCCAUCCAUCAUCCAUCAUCCAUCCAUCCAUCAUCCAUCCAUCA
Molecule: messenger RNA, 699 nt
Organism: Poecile atricapillus (Black-capped chickadee)
Lineage: Eukaryota; Metazoa; Chordata; Aves; Passeriformes; Paridae
Product: guanine nucleotide exchange factor subunit RIC1-like
Exons: 3
Source: RefSeq, a predicted model, not a curated record